This is a messenger RNA of Ogataea parapolymorpha DL-1, 681 nucleotides long. Its product is annotated as Ubiquitin-conjugating enzyme E2 6. NCBI's taxonomy places the organism in Eukaryota, Fungi, Ascomycota, Pichiomycetes, Pichiales, Pichiaceae. The record is from RefSeq and is a predicted model, not a curated record. The coding region runs from base 1 to 681 and encodes 226 amino acids. The transcript has a single exon.
AUGGCAUCCAAACAGGCAUACAAGCGAUUGACAAAAGAAUAUAAGCAGAUCCAGGAAAAUCCGCCGCCAUACAUUCUGUGCAGACCAAGCGAGGAAAACAUCCUUGAAUGGCACUACGUGAUCACAGGGCCUCCAGGCACUCCAUACGAAAAUGGGCAGUAUCAUGGCUUAGUGAUUUUCCCCUCCGACUAUCCCUUCCGCCCGCCAGCAAUCAAAAUGCUGACGCCAUCCGGCAGGUUCCAAGUGAACACCCGGAUCUGUCUCAGCAUGAGCGAUUUCCAUGAGGAUACGUGGAACCCGUCGUGGUCCGUGGCGACAAUAGUAACGGGGCUGCUGUCGUUCAUGACGAGCGAGGAGCAGACUACAGGAAGCGUGGUGACGUCGGAGCGAACUAGGCGACAAUUGGCAUUAAAAUCGAGAGAAUACAAUCUGGGCGACCCGCGAUUUGUUGAGAUCUUUGCAGACCUGGCCCAAGAAAACCGUACAUACAAGGAGCCGGAGCCUGCAACGCCGGAGCAGGCAAAACCGGCAAUUCUGGACCCAGAGGACCAGAUCAGGGCGAAACAGAUCAAAGCCCAGAGCGAACAAAGCGGUCACGGCGAAAACGGAUGGGGGAUAUAUGUGCUGUUGGCGGUGGUGCUUGGUGUGGUGAUCAAGAUGGCCGGAGGUACACCAAGAUGA